UUCGGCAUCCUGGCGGACAAAUUAAGGCAUGUGUCGAAGUACUGGUGGAGAGCCAGCGAUUCCAGCCCGUGGCGGCAGCUGACGUAUCAGCAGUUGCUCGAGAUGGGCGAGCGCCAGCCUCCGACUCACGGCGUGCUCCAAGUACUGGCGAAGGACACGACCGUCGCUUGGUGCCGACUUUCCAACGCUGGCGGCUCAGUUCUUCCAGUGGUUCAGUGCGGGGCCGUCGCCACUCCGCCGCGCUUCCUGUCAGGGAGCGACGCCUCCACGUUAGCGGAAGCCCUUUUCGUCGAUACUCUCGAAGAUCUUCGGAUUUCAAGCAUCCUCGAUAUGACUCGCAGUGUACCCCUUGUGGCAGUCUCGUGCAUGGGCGACUUGGACAGUGGAAAUGUUCGGGCUAAACAAUGGCUUGCCGACUUGGUGAAUUCUACGAAUGUGAUGUCGCUGGCCAGAUCUUCGGGCGCCCGCGGCGUCGCCCUGCUCCUCGAUAACAAUUGCGCCUCGCACAUUCUGAACGUUGCUGCGGACCGCGCGUUCGGUGGGAAGAAGUUACUUCCGCAGUUGCACUCGGUGUCGGUCACGUUCAACCUUGGCAGCCAGUACAAGGGAUUCCGCCAGGCCCUGGACGCAGUUGCGAAGGCGGACCUUAGGGCUGGGGUGGGCUUCUUCCCCGGCCAGAUGCCCCCGCCCAGACUCCAGAACCGAAAUCGGCGAGUGCUCGAUGGCACGCUGCUCCGCGGUCUGAGCACGCGCGGCGGGGCUGCCGUGGUUGGCGACCUCGACCGGGAGCGCCUCGACCUCGCAGAGAGUUUGCUGAAGUUCUUCAAUGGCGAUUGGACGAAGAAUUGUCUCCACCACUGGUGUUGGGAGCCAGGUUGCUGCAACGGGCGAUCCCCAGAAGUCGCGAUGAGCAGGGCCGCAGGCCUCCUGGAGAAGGUGAUUCUCCAGCCGAUAUCGCAGCGGGUGCCCGCGCUCAAUCGUUGGCACACUUGGGGCCCAGCUUGCGAAGGAGUGGCUCUGGGCGCGUUCUUGCACCGCAUCCUUCCCAGGAUCGUCGGCUCCUGCGGCAUCGACAAUGACCGCGACGACGGCGCGGCGGAGGAGGGGGAUUCUUGGACCGAGUACAACAACAAGAAAGCCAGACAGUGCUCUGAAUAUUUAGGCAGUGAUGAUUUGCUUCGCCAGAUUGGGCUCGCGGUCAUUGCGUCCGAGCCCCUGGACCGCCUAUCUAAUCGAUUGCAGCAUUUAGACAAGGUUGGCAACGUAUUGGCCGACAUCCUUGGGCGAGACAACGGGUGUUUGGGUGAUUGCCAGCGCCGCUUUUACUACCUUCUCCACCGGCAUCUUGACCCUGGUGGUCUUGGAUGCGAUCGCACGACUUGGCCCAUCUCGCUGAUGAUAGAGUAUUCCGAAGAGAGUGAGUGCGAGGGGCUGCUCGACGAGAUGUUGUCUUCGGUCAUGUACUUGUCCAGCCAGGUCUGGGCGCGGCUCGAG
Prorocentrum cordatum is the source of this 1494-nucleotide messenger RNA. NCBI's taxonomy places the organism in Eukaryota, Dinophyceae, Prorocentrales, Prorocentraceae. The record is from the annotation of a GenBank genome assembly.